This is a messenger RNA of Rosa chinensis, 722 nucleotides long. Its product is annotated as heavy metal-associated isoprenylated plant protein 43-like. The record is from RefSeq and is a predicted model, not a curated record. The transcript has 4 exons. Lineage: Eukaryota; Viridiplantae; Streptophyta; Magnoliopsida; Rosales; Rosaceae. Bases 273 to 611 code for a protein of 112 amino acids. Gene Ontology annotation, molecular function: metal ion binding.
GCAAUCUGCACUCAAAGUCAAUAACCAAGUACCAACUGAUAUUGCUGGCUUUCUAGUUGCUGCGAUGGCUUCUUUUCUCAAACCCCAUAUAUCAAUAUCUCUUUGUUGAUCAAACUCAACUACCAAAGCCAACACUCAGAGAUCUGAGAUCAUAUACAGUACACAACCAAUGAUCUCAGGCAGCCCUCAAGGUCCUCUAUAUAAAAGUGGUUCGGACGUUCGGUGUUGUCUCCACUAUCCACCACCAGUUCUCGCAUUUGCAUGCCAAUAAUAUGAAGGAAAUCGUGAUAAAAGUCAAUAUUAAUUGCCAGAUUUGCAAGACAGAUGUACUAAAAGCCGUUACCAAGCUUACAGGAAUAACUAUGGUGGUAGUAGAUGGUGAGAAGGGAUUACUGAGAGUUGUGGGAGAUGUUGAUCCAGUGUUGGUGGUGAAACGACUAAGGAAGGCCAGAAAAGUAGCAGAAAUUAUAAGUGUUGGACCGCCGAAGCCUUCAGAACCUAAGCAAAUUCCUUCUGUAUUCCUUCUUCCUCCAUGUUGUAAUCAGUGUGAGCUUGUUGGGGUCAUCAGCUAUGUUCCUCAUUUUGAUGGUGGAGUGUGCAACAUCCUUUGAGGAGCAGAACUUCAAUAGUUCAAUAUAUUCAUGAAUUUGCAAUAUUCAUUCCUCCAUGAUGUUAUAGUAACUUGAUAAUACCCCGUAUGUAAGAGUGAAUUUCAUCAUAUA